Messenger RNA from Calidris pugnax (ruff), 4555 nucleotides. It is a transcript of the gene EDEM1, whose product is annotated as ER degradation enhancer, mannosidase alpha-like 1. Gene Ontology annotation, molecular function: calcium ion binding; mannosyl-oligosaccharide 1,2-alpha-mannosidase activity. Gene Ontology annotation, cellular component: endoplasmic reticulum; membrane. The transcript is spliced from 12 exons. The record is from RefSeq and is a predicted model, not a curated record. Gene Ontology annotation, biological process: mannose trimming involved in glycoprotein ERAD pathway; carbohydrate metabolic process; endoplasmic reticulum mannose trimming. Lineage: Eukaryota; Metazoa; Chordata; Aves; Charadriiformes; Scolopacidae. Bases 113 to 1738 code for a protein of 541 amino acids.
CCCCGCUCGGUGUUUCCCUUCCGCUGUUAAAGGAGACGCGUCGCGGAGGCUGCGGAGCGGGCGGGGGGAGCGGGCGGCCCCUUUAAACUAUGCGCGCGGCGCGCGGGCCACCAUGCAAUGGCGGUCGCUGGUGCUGGGGCUGCUGCUGCUGAGGCUGGGGCUGCAGGCGCUGCUGGCCCUGCUGCCCGCCCUGGCCCCCGGCCUCUGCCUGCGCCGCCGCUUCCCUUUCCCCUUCCCGGGGAAGCCAGGCCCGGUGGCGGCGGGGCCUGACGCUCAGCUCUUCUCUUCCAGCACCAACCUCAACAUCAACGACGUCCUGGGAAACUACUCGCUGACGCUGAUCGAUGCGCUGGACACCCUGGCGGUAAUGGGAAACUCCUCAGAAUUCCAGAAAGCAGUGAAGUUGGUGAUUGACACGGUUUCAUUUGAUAAAGACUCAACGGUCCAAGUUUUUGAGGCAACAAUCAGGGUUUUGGGAAGCCUUCUUUCUGCCCACAUCAUAAUUACAGACACCAAACAGCCUUUUGGUGAUAUGACCAUUAAGGAUUAUGACAAUGAGCUGCUGCACAUGGCUCAUGACCUGGCAGUGAGGCUGCUUCCAGCCUUUGAGAACACCAAAACUGGAAUUCCAUAUCCCCGGGUGAAUCUGAAGAAGGGGGUACCUCCAGACAGCAAUAAUGAAACUUGUACUGCAGGAGCUGGUUCCUUGCUGGUGGAGUUUGGCAUCCUCAGCAGGCUGCUUGGUGAUUCCACCUUCGAGUGGGUGGCCAGGAGAGCCGUCAAAGCCCUCUGGAGCCUCCGGAACAACAACACCGGACUGCUGGGAAAUGUUGUGAAUAUUCAGACUGGCCAUUGGGUUGGAAAGCAGAGUGGCCUGGGAGCAGGGUCGGAUUCGUUCUACGAAUACCUGCUGAAAUCUUACAUCCUCUUUGGAGAAAAGGAAGACUUGGAGAUGUUCAAUGAUGCUUAUCGGAACAUUCAGAACCACUUAAGAAGAGGUCGAGAAGCUUGCAAUGAAGGGGAGGGUGACCCUCCUCUGUACGUGAAUGUGAACAUGCUGACAGGACAGCUGAUGAACACGUGGAUUGACUCUUUGCAAGCCUUUUUUCCUGGGCUACAGGUGUUGAUAGGAGAUGUGGAAGAUGCUAUUUGUCUCCAUGCUUUUUAUUAUGCCAUAUGGAAACGAUACGGAGCUCUCCCAGAAAGAUACAACUGGCAAUUGCAAGCGCCCGAUGUUCCCUUUUAUCCGCUGAGGCCAGAGUUAGUGGAAUCCACAUAUCUUCUUUAUCAGGCCACAAAGAACCCAUUUUACCUUCAUGUGGGAAUGGAUAUUCUGCAGAGUUUGGAAAAAUAUACAAAAGCAAAGUGUGGCUACGCCACCUUACACCACGUCGUGGAGAAGACAAAAGAAGAUCGAAUGGAGAGCUUUUUCCUUAGUGAAACGUGUAAAUAUUUGUACCUGUUGUUUGAUGAAGAGAAUCCACUGCAUAAAUCUGGAAAUAAGUAUAUGUUUACUACUGAGGGACAUAUUGUGUCUGUGGACGAACGUUUCCGUAACUCGCUGUGGCAAGACAUCCUCCCUGGAGAAGAGGACAGCGCAGAAAAAAUUAAACCAAAUGAGUUCAAGGCUGUCAACUUCAGUUCUAACUGUAACAGAGUUCCUGACGAGAGGAGGUACCUACUGCCCUUGAAGAGUAACUACAUGAGGCAGAUCGAUCGGAUGGUGGGCUUGAUCUGAACAGUUCUUCCCAGUCACUUCUACCAGGAGGAGCCUGUCACCAUUCCUUCCCUCUUCAGCUACACCCCUGCUGACCCCGCUGGGUCACUUGGGCACCCCCCGUGCCUCUUCGUUGUCAACCCUGGACGUGAAGGGAGACCAAGUUCUCUUAGGAGUUCUGUCUUCUGAACUGUGGUAACUCCAAGUGCCACCUGAAUAGAGAUUUGUUGUUUUAAGACUUCCUCUGAAAAAUGUUGUUGCAAAUGAAGGCUGAAUAUACUUUGGGGAAAAAAAAAAAAGAAAGAAAGAAAAGAAAAUUGGCACGUGCCACUUAGCUACCUCUUUGUAGCUGUAUUACAAAUGUCCCUUUAGAAAAGGGUCUAGUAUUUAAUUUGAAAUUAUCUUGGGUUUGGGGAAGGAAUGGGAAAGUGCAAUUUCUUACACCAAGUUUAAUCAUUCUGACUAGCAAUACACAACCUUAAGAACUACUCAGGUAGGAACCCACUGGUAGUGGGUUUUGCUGAAACAAAACCGCUGUAGCUAGAAUAGUAGCUUCUUAUAUGAUCAGGAGUUAUCUUUUCAAGAUACCAGUAUAAUCACCCCAUCCCUCACAUGUGUAGAACUGCAUGGUCGCAAGCACCUGUGGCUACAGAAACCAGUGAUAAAUCAGGUGCCUUUUUUUGUAAAGGAGUGGGGGGAGGGAAGGGGAAAUUGCGAAGCCACUCAGCUGUCUGAGCAGAUGACUUGAUGUAGCUUUAGCUGAGCAGAAGUUCCAAAAGUUUCAUUGUUUCUCAUGUAUUAAGUGCCUUUUCAGGAGAGAUGCUGCUAAGAACUGGUGUAACAGUACAUGAAGAACAAACUAUUUCACAUUCCUGACAGCGUUAAUAUAUUAGUGCCUUAUGUUUUCUUCACUAGCAGGAAAAACUGAGCUUGCUUGGGAAGGUGGAUAAAGUAUUUCUGAUUAGCUGGUCACAAAAUACAGUGGAUCCCCAAGUAACUGAAAAAGUAAUAUACAUAGGAGAUGACAUUUUCCUUUUUUUAAAAAAAAAAAAACAACCAAUACUGGAAGGAUAUCAACUGCUGUGCCCAUGCCAAAAAAUGCUUGGGAUGUCAGCUUCCCUCUGCCACCAGCUGGGUAUGUGCCAUCAUGGCAGGGGGAGGGCUCUGGCAUCCGUGCUGAGUGUACUGUACCUGGAAACUGUGCCUUUUGCUUCCAAAAAUGGUGAAAAAAUGCUGUUGCUUCAUCCCGCCAUCUUUAGAUAAAGCUCAGAUAUGUUUGAGGAACUAACUGUCUGGCAAUGUUCAGGAGGAAAGCAGUUAAAUUCAGGCAGGGCUUUUGGGGGAUGAAAACAGAGGCCAAAUCAACUCAUUCUAAAUAUAACAUUAUUUUUUUAGUGGCUCCCCAUUGCUUCCAUGCUUUUUACUUUUGACUACAAUUGAAAUAGUUGAAUGUUACUCUCGAAUUAAUUACUUUUAAAUUAAGGCUUAAAUAUAAGGGCAAACUUGAUCUGCUGUAUUUUCACCUUCUUAUAACAACAUCGGUUUUCUUAAACCACGUGUUGCAACACAAAACAUUUCUAAUAACUAUGAAGUUAGUGCUGAAGAGGUUGUUUGAAUCUUUUAGUGUACAGUUGCAUCUCAGGGACUUCACUGUAGAAUCUUCUCUUCCAUGAUAGUUGUAUCAUGUAUUCAGGCACAAAAAUAAUAAGAAUAAUCCUGUCUUCUUAGUCUUAUUGUGUAUAUUUUAAAGGGGGGAGGAUUGGGGAAAUAUAUUAAGAUUUCCCAAAACAUUGCAAUAGAGUCGGUUGCCUUGAUAUUUGAGGCAGCUGGCGCUUCCCAUCCCUGUAGAAUUUGCUUUGCAAACCUAUUGCUGGGAUGUCUUAGAUGCCUAUUUCCAAGCAAACCAUAAAAUCAAGGUGUUAUGACCCAGAGAGUUAUGGGGAGAGGUUCAAGGUGUAGCUUUUUAAUCAGUAAGUGUUGCCUGGGCCGUGCAGGUGUGCUUCGGUCCGUAAACACGGAGAGAAGCGCAGGAGGAUGGGUGAAUGCAAACAAAAAUACACCUUACAGUUACCUCUCAGUGUUCUGUGCCUUCUGAAGCGCCCGAACCCUGCUCACGGGUAUGUGUUAUGCACAGAAAUCUGUUUCAGAGUUUUCUUCAGAGAAUUAUAUAUGACUAUAACGAAGUUGCACAGCUCUGCCCAGUGUGGUUUUUCUCUCUCAUGUGUCGUCUGGAACUGGGAGAGGUGGCUGUAGAUCAGGAACAGCAUGGGCAGGUCUGGCAGCCUUUCAGCCCCCAGUGAUUUGGGUCGUUAAUUCCAGUGCCAAAUAGUCCAUGGUCAGCUCCUCGUUAGAAACUGCAUCCCAGUGUGUGUUGCCAAGGUGAUCCCACAGCUUUCCAUAGGAACGGGUUUUGUCUACGAGGAAACCGGUGCUGAAGUCGUGGUAAAAGGCUUUUGUAUUCUUUAAGGAGCCAAUUUUUUCUUCCUCUUUGUUUUAGAAAUUGCUUUGAAUAACGUUUUGACUCUGUAAUGACAGGGCACGUGUUAUGCACUAAAAUUAAAACUUUUGUAUAAAAGUCGAUGAUAUCAAAAUGAAAUUGAUAGCGCUGCUGGAAUAACGUGCUGAAACAGACUUUUGUAUUUCUUGGUAUAAUGUGCAAUAUCAAAUAUUUCCUAAUUAAAAAUGCAAUGUAUGCUUAAUUGUUGUUCUUCCAUGAAGUAUUUAAUUGGGGAUGGGAAACUUUUAAGAAGACCAAAUGCUCUUUCAUGAACUGUCCUGAACUCUCAAAACUGAGCUUAAAUUUUACAAAUCUGCAUUAAAAAACAGUGUAUUUGACCA